Molecule: messenger RNA, 3829 nt
Organism: Diabrotica balteata
Lineage: Eukaryota; Metazoa; Arthropoda; Insecta; Coleoptera; Chrysomelidae
Source: the annotation of a GenBank genome assembly
UGAAAAAGUCAACACACUUUUGGAUCCUUUUAUUGCAUGUGGAGAAUUUGCCAUUUUUCGGUAACAGAUUGUUGAGGAAAAUAUUUAUUUUUAAAUACAUUAUACACUUAUGAUAAUAUUUAGAGAACUUCUACACUUAGAAAGUAUAUAUAUUAACAAUAAAAAAUGGGUAAAUCUAAAAAAAUCCGCAAAGGAGGUGAUGAGAGUGAGUCCGAUAAUGAAAACAGUACCCAGGAGGUAAUUGACAAAGCCAAAACAAAAAAGACCAAGCCAGUUAAAUCCCAAUCUACCAGUGAUGAAUCUAAAGAGGAAAAAGCAGACGCCAAGAAGGCAAAAGGUAAGAAAGAAAAGAAACAAGUGGACUCUGAAGGAUCAGACACUGAAGUGGUUUCCAAAGUGAAAAAAUCCUUCGCUCUUCUUCAAAUCGAUGAUGAAGAUUCAGACGAUAAUUCUAAACCCGCGGCGGAGGACGACGAUGAUGAAAGUGAGACAAAACCAGCUAAAAAGGACAGUAAAAAGAAAUCUAGUGAUGAAAGGACUACAAAAAACCAGGGGGGUAAAAAGGGGAAAAAGAAUAGGAAACGUGAUGAUAGUGAUGAAGAUAUAGAGAAAGUGUUAGCUGAAUUAGAAAUGGAGUAUGCAGGUAUUAAGAAGGAACCUGAACCGUCCAGUGAGGAAAAGCCUGUAGAAAAAGUGAAGGAAAAGAAAAAAGACAAAAUGGAAGAACCAAAAGGUGAGGAAGCUGAAGAAGAUUCAAAACCAGAAGAGGGCAGCACUGUGAAAACCGCAGCACAAAAGAAAAAAGAGAAGAAAGAGAGAGAAAAACAAAAGAAAUUAGCACAGAAAAAGCAAGACGUACCUAAAGAGGGUUCUGAAGAACCUGCUGAACACCAAGAGCAAUCAAAACCAGAAGGGGCUGAAAAGAAACCUGAAGUAAAAGACAAAGAUGAUAAGCAAGAAGAUGAUGACCAAGAGGGUGAUAAGAAGAGCAAAAAGAAGAAGAAGAAGGGCAAAGAAGAUGAUGAGAAAGAUGCCAAAGACGCAAAGGAUGCGAAGAAAGGUCCCGGCAAGAAAGCCAUAGCAGCUAUGCAAGAGGCUCUGAAAAAAAUGAAAGAAGAAGAAGAACGUUUGAAAAAGGAAGAAGAGGAACGUUUAAAACGAGAAGAGGAAGCAGAACAGGCCAGAUUAGAGGCGCUGAGGUUAGAACAAGAAAGAAAGGAGAGAAAGAAGCAGAAAGAAAAGGAACGCAAAGAAAGACUGAAAGCCGAAGGAAAACUAUUGACUGCCAAACAAAAGGCUGAUAGAGCUAGGGCUCAAGCAUUAAUAGAUAGUUUGAAAGCACAAGGUGUAGAAUUACCCGAUGUAGGCGAGAAGAAACCACGACUGGGAACGAGGAUAAGGCCGAACAAGCAGAAGAAGGAGCAAACUCCAGUUCCCAAAGCUGAAGAACAAGAGGAAAAAAUAGAAAAAGAAGAAUCUCCCAAAGAAGAAGCAGUUGCUGUACCACCAGUAGAAACAAAAGAACCGGAACCAGAAGAUGAUGUCAAAGACGCUUGGGAUGCAUCGUCCGAAGAAGAGGAUGAAUCUCAAGAGACUGAUAUUAAAGCACAUGAAUCAGGAAAACCAUCCGAAUCGAAGGAAGCGCACGAUGAUGAGGAAAGCAGCUCUGAGGAUGAAGACGAUUCGGACAGUGAAGAAGAGGAGAGUGAUUCUGAGUCAGAUGAUGACGAUGAUGACGGUAGAACUGCUGCGGAAAAGGCUCGUGAUAGAGCUCUGGAAAGAAUCAAACUUCGGAAAGAAGAUGCAGAGAAGAACAAAUCUCCAGACAAUUUGAGAGCUGCUAUUGUUUGUGUACUUGGACAUGUAGAUACAGGAAAAACGAAGAUUUUAGAUAAAUUGAGGAGGACCAAUGUGCAAGAUGGUGAAGCUGGUGGCAUUACUCAACAGAUCGGUGCCACGAAUGUGCCUAUUGACGCUAUUAAGGAACAAGUUAGGAUUGUUAGAGGGAUAAAUGAGAAAGAUAUGAGAAUUCCCGGACUUCUAAUCAUCGACACACCCGGUCACGAGUCCUUCUCCAAUCUUCGAAAUCGUGGUUCUUCACUCUGUGACAUCGCUAUAUUGGUCGUAGAUAUUAUGCACGGUCUGGAACCCCAAACUAUUGAAUCCAUCAAUAUAUUAAAAAAUAAGAAGACGCCUUUUAUCGUAGCACUGAACAAAAUUGACAGGUUGUAUGACUGGCAGACUAUGAACAGGAAAGACAUUAGGGAUGUAUUGAAAUCCCAAGCCGGAAAUACACAGAUGGAGUUCGAACAGAGGACCAAAGAGGUCGUUGUACAGUUUGCUGAACAAGGAUUGAACGCUGCUCUAUUCUAUGAAAACCCUGAUAUUCGUAACUACGUCUCUCUGGUUCCUACAAGUGCAAUCACAGGAGAAGGAAUGGGAAAUUUGCUGGCUUUAAUAGUAGAAUUUUGUCAAACAAAGUUAACAAAACGUCUCAUGUAUUCUGAUGAGCUUCAAGCCACAGUUCUAGAAGUAAAAGCCAUUCCUGGUUUAGGUACUACCAUUGAUGUCAUUUUGGUAAACGGUACUCUAAGAGAAGGAGAUACAAUGCUGUGCGCCGGUACUGACGGUCCUAUUGAGACUCAAAUUAGGUCGUUGCUUAUGCCGCAACCUCUGAGGGAACUACGUGUGAAAAACGCUUAUAUUGAAUACAAAGAAAUUAAAGCGGCUCAAGGAGUGAAGAUCGCAGCCAAAGAACUGGAAAAGGCAAUUGCCGGGUUGAACCUCUAUGUGGCCCACAAGUCGGACGAAAUCGAUAUAAUGAAAGAGGAGGUGGCUAGAGAACUUAAAUCUGCUUUGUCGAACAUCAAAUUAGCCGAUAGAGGAGUGUAUGUGCAGGCAUCUACACUGGGAUCUCUUGAGGCUUUAUUGGAGUUCUUGCGAACUAGCAAAAUACCGUACUCUGGAAUCAGAAUAGGACCUGUAGUGAAGAAAGACGUGAUGAAGGCAUCUAUUAUGUUGGAACACGAAAGUCAGUACGCAACAAUCCUAGCAUUUGACGUAAAAGUGGAACGAGAUGCUCAAGAGCUCGCCGACAGUGUGGGUGUCAAGAUCUUCCAAGCAGACAUUAUUUACCAUCUCUUUGAUAAGUUCAUGGCGUACCGAGAGGAGCUCAAGCAGAGGAAACGUGAAGAGUUCAAACAUAUCGCCGUGUUCCCGUGCAAACUCAAGAUAUUGCCUCAGUUCGUGUUCAAUUCCCGAGAUCCCAUCGUUGCUGGCGUUAUGGUGGAAGCCGGGAUAGUCAGAGAAGGAACUCCCAUCUGUGUUCCCACUAAAGAGUUUUUAGACGUUGGUAUUGUGACUAGUAUAGAAAGUAACCAUAAAACAGUGGAGAGCGCUAGAAAAGGAAUGGAAGUGUGUAUAAAGAUAGAACCAGUUCCUGGGGAGUCACCUAAGAUGUUCGGCAGGCAUUUCGAUGAAACAGACUUCCUGGUCAGCAAGAUAUCCAGACAAUCAAUCGACGCCUGCAAGGAUUAUUUUAGAGACGACUUACAGAAGACAGACUGGCAGUUGAUGGUGGAACUAAAGAAAAUCUUUCAAAUUUUGUAAUAACUGUGCAAUAUAUACUUCCCAAAUGGAUGAACUAUCCAUUCUCCUCAGUAUUUCUUCAAACUGCUUUUAUUUUCGAACGAUACAAAUUAUUUUAGGCUGGUAAUUUUUCCACUGAGAUUCUUGACAUAUGAUGACUUGAUCUAUUGAUUGACCUACAAAAGGGUGUUUUGAAUUGAUGUAUAUUUAUAUGAAUGAAUAAAAUAUUAUAAAUUGUUAA